AAAGCUUUCAUUUUCUCCAUUAAAGCUUAAUCUCUGCAAACUUCACUCUUCAAAUCAUUUCUCUCUUAAAACAUCAUCUUCAAAAGGGUCUUCUUGUUCCUUCAUAAUUUGUUUAGAUACGAUCCUUUUCCUUACAAAUGGCGCUCGAAACUUGGCUGAUAAAAGUGAAAAAAACCAAAUCGGCCAACACCCUGGACACUGCAAAAUCUUCAAGACAUAAAUACAACGUCGAGGUUUUGUCCUUCGAAAUCGCCGGCCUUAUGUCAAAGCUUCUUCAUCUAUGGAACUCGCUCUCAGACAAGACCAUAAUCCGUCUUCGUAAUGAAUCCAUUUCGCUCGAAGGAAUCUCCAAGAUCGUCUCCGAUGACGAGUCUUUCUUGCUGGGGUUAGCCUGUGCUGAAAUUACGGAAAACGUUAGGCUGGCAGCCAAGGCUAUUUCCAGGUUCAGCACCCGGUGCCAUGAUGCCAAGCUUCGAUGUUUCGACCGGUGGUUCGACGAGUUCGCCGACUCGGGCAACGAUUUUCACGGAUGGGUUUUGAGUAAUAAGGACAUGGAAGCUAAGAACAAGAAGAUGGAAAAGCUGGUCGCUGUUACUUCCACUCUGUGUAAGCAAAUGGAGGAGUUGUCGACGACGGAGAACGGUUUGAGAAAGUGUUGUGUUCCGAUCAAAGAGCAGAAGUUUAUUGAUCUACAGCAAAAGCUUUUGUGGCAAAAACAAGAGGUUAAGAAUUUAAAAGAAAAUUCCCUGUGGAACGAAAGCUUCGACAUGGUUGUUUCCAUGCUCGUGAGAUUGGUCUUCACUAUUCUACACAGGAUCAAGUUUGUUUUUGGUCAUGGCCAUGGCUAUUACCAUUAUCCACCUUUGCCUCGAAGCCUUUCGACUUCGGCAACCGUGUACCCCACUGUAAACCCAAACACUUAUAACUUCGUAUCCGGGCCAUUGAAGGGUAAUAUCAAUUUUUUCGACUCGAAUUCGAAGUUUCUGAAGCCUCCUCCGAGUACAUUAGGUGCUUCGGCUUUAUCGUUACAUUAUGCGAAUCUAAUUAUCGUGUUGGAAAAAAUGAUAAAAUCACCACAGUUGGUUGGUAUUGAAGCAAGAGAUGAUCUGUAUUCGCAGCUUCCUAGCAGUAUUCGGUCGGCAUUAAGGGCGAGAUUGAAAGGAGUUGGGUUCUCGGCGAGUGACUCGGUGCUUGCGGGUGAGUGGAGAACGGCUCUGGGGAGGAUAUUGGGCUGGUUGUCGCCAUUGGCACAUAACACGAUCAAAUGGCAAAGUGAGAGGAGCUUCGGGCACCAGAAUUUGUUGCCCAGAACGAAUAUUCUUCUUUUGCAAACACUCAACUUUGCUAACAAGGAGAAGACUGAAGCUGUCAUUACUGAGUUGCUGGUGGGUUUGAAUUACAUUUGGAGAUUCGAAAGGGAAAUGACAGCCAAGGCCUUGUUCGAAUGCAAUUUGCAGAAUUCAAGUUAAGGAUUAGAAAUGGAGCUUUAAUGAGUUUGAUUUUC
This is a messenger RNA of Hibiscus syriacus, 1504 nucleotides long. Its product is annotated as protein PSK SIMULATOR 1-like. The record is from RefSeq and is a predicted model, not a curated record. NCBI's taxonomy places the organism in Eukaryota, Viridiplantae, Streptophyta, Magnoliopsida, Malvales, Malvaceae. Bases 138 to 1469 code for a protein of 443 amino acids. Gene Ontology annotation, biological process: positive regulation of growth. The transcript is spliced from 3 exons.